AAGGAGGAUGAGUGACGGGGAGAUGGGCUUGAGUUCUCCGAGUGCAUGCAGCGGCCCCCCCUCCGUCGUAUCUUCCAACUCUACACUUUGCUGUACCGGUGGACCACCUCGUGGGAAAAUGGAUGUUGCCUGUGUCAUCGAUCUCCAAACUGACAAACUUGGUCAUCGUCACAUCGCCUUCGAACACAUCAAAACUGCUUGUUCCUCUAUUGGAGCCACUUUUCAUCAUGUCCAGUUUGAGAGGCUGGAUUUUGGGGAGACAAAUGUGUUGGAUGUUUUCUACAAUGCUGAUGUGGCUGUGGUGGACCUAUCUGUACAACUGCAGCAAUCAUCAUUAUUCUAUCACUUGGGAGUGAGAGAGAGUUUUGGCAUGAGGCAAAAUAUCCUCCUUUGCAACAGCCGAGAAUCCCACAUCUCAGUUGCAAUGAAGUUGUCUUGUAGCAGUUAUACAUUCAUGGCCUAUGAGAUCUCGGAUGCUAGAGAUCAAUGCAUUGUGGUGGAUUGGGCAAACCGUCUCACUGGCUCAGUUGUUGGGGAAGAUGCCUCAUCCUGUUCUGCUGAAAAAGGCCUUUCCCUCAAUGUCCUCAUGAAGUGCCUCUUGCGAGAUGUUGAAAUCCAGGCCAAAGCUCAUAUGAGGGAGAAGUUCCUGAAUGACCUGAGGAAAGCAAGGGAGAACUUAUCAGGAACUGAAUUGGCAACAGCACUUGGGAAUCUGUGCCGGCGCCUUGAUGACCCAAACCUCAUUUCUGGGGAUGUCAUUCUCAACAUGCUCAUCUCCUUCCGGGAGAUCCAAGACUAUGAUGCGAUGGUUCAACUGGUUGACAACCUGAACACUGUGCCUAAUCAUAGAGACUGCCUUAAGAGUCCAGCCAUUAUAUUCUCCUAUGCAUUUGCUCUCAAUCGCCGCAAUCAAGCAGGUGAUCGGGAAAAAGCUUUAGAAGUGAUCAGGAACGCCUUGGAGAAGAAGGAAUAUCUUGUACCAGAUAUCAUCUGCCUGUGUGGUCGUAUAUACAAAGAUAAGUAUGUGGAAAGUGGGCAUGCUGACUUAGAAAGCCUUGAUCAAGCGAUCUAUUGGUAUCGGAAGGGAUUUGAGGUUCAGCCCAAUGAAUAUGCUGGUGUGAAUCUUGCAACCCUGCUCAAGAUCAAGGGGAACACAUUUUCCACUUCUGCUGAACUCCAGCAUAUUGGAAUUGAUAAGAGCUACAGUUUGGUGAUGAGCUCUUCUGUGUUUCCAGGGUUGGUAUUGAAUAACCUCAUAGGUCGCAAGGGAAGUCUGGCAUCCUUGAAGGACUAUUGGGAUGUAGCCACUUUCUUUGAAAUCUCUGUAUUGGCUGAAGAUUACGGAAAAGCAUUGCAGGCCGCUGAAUGUAUGUUCAGGCUCAAGCCUCCCAACUGGUAUCUCAAAUCCACCAUUGGGAAUAUUCGACUAAUCAGCAAAUUCAGCAAGAAACCUGGAAGUGAGGAUGAAGGUUAUGGUUCUGCAGAAGAGGAAAUAUUUGAGUUUUGGCUGGAUUACUUUGUUGAGGCCAUCAAUGGAGAUGUAGGGGAUGCUAUCCGAUUCCCGAUAUUGAUCUUGGAGCCAAACAAGGUGUACAUGCCAAGUUAUGUAAAUGUCAAUAUGGGAGCUGAGGUGAAGAGUCUCCAGAUCUGGAAUCUAUGUUUGGAGAAGAUGAGGGGGAAAUGUCGCCAAGUUCAUGACUUUCUCUUUUUGGCUGACAUGAUUCGAGGUGUCAGUUUGUACAAGCGGGACGAGCGCUGCCUCUUCGUGUAUGUCCAGCAGAAUGCUGAUGAUUUCCAGAUGUUCUUCCCAUCAGAAGAACAUAGAAAGAGAUUUUAUAACCUGGUGAAGGAGAUGACAGCUGAUCAGGAGCGCAUUGGACCAUGUCUUGACCUGGAUGUUUCUACUGGUGGUCCAAUACAGUAUGAGUAUGAACAUGAUGAAUAUGGGAAGAAGGUGGUUUUAGGAAGAGGAACUUAUGGAAUAGUGUAUGCAGCUCGUGAUCUCACUACCCAAGUCCGAGUUGCCAUCAAGGAGGUUCCUGAGAAAAAUUUGGGUGAUGUUCAGCCAUUGCAUGAGGAGAUUCGCUUGCAUUCACAGCUGCGUCAUCGGAACAUAGUCCAAUACUUGGGAAGUCUUUCAGAAGAUGGUUUCUUCAAGAUCUUCAUGGAACAAGUUCCUGGAGGAAGCCUCUCAGCACUCUUACGCUCCAAAUGGGGUCCAUUGAAAGAGAAUGAAGCUACAAUAGCCUUCUAUACCCGGCAAAUCCUUGAGGGCCUGAAGUAUCUCCAUGACCAGAAGAUUGUCCAUCGAGACAUUAAAGGGGACAAUGUCCUUGUGAACACAUACAGCGGAGUGGUGAAGAUCUCUGAUUUUGGUACCUCAAAACGGCUUGCCGGGAUCUGUCCCAGCACAGAAACAUUCACUGGAACUCUCCAAUAUAUGGCACCUGAGGUGAUCGAUAAGGGUCAACGUGGCUAUGGUGCCCCAGCUGACAUCUGGUCCCUUGGUUGUACCAUAGUUGAAAUGGCCACUGGUCAACCUCCUUUUAUGGAACUUGGGUCUCCUGAGGCUGCCAUGUUCAAGGUGGGCUAUUACAAGAUGCAUCCAGCCAUCCCAGAGGAAUUGUCUGACAAGGCCUCCUCAUUCAUACUACGAUGCUUUGAGCCUGAUCCACAGAAGAGGGCUACUGCUGCUGAACUCCUUGAGGACCCUUUUCUUUUGCAAAUCAAAGGAAGAGCCAAGAAGAAGAUGUGUAGACUUACCACCCCUCAGAUGGAGUUCCAUCGAAGUAUUUCUGUUCCUCCUGCCAUUGGCAGAGGGCAGGUGACUGGGGUGCAGCCUUCCUGUGGACCUCUUCCAGGCACUGUCUAUGGCAUGAACCAUAACCUUGACACCACCUCCACCACCGACCACAAUCCAGCAGUGAGCAUUGACAAUCAGGGAUCUCUGCAAUUGUGCAUGACUCCAGGAUGGAGUAUGGACCACUCAGCCCCUCAUUUCAAUGCAUCUGUCUCUGAUGGUGGGACAUUUGGAGAUGGAGAUGAGACCCCGACACCUUUGCCAAUGAGACGACGUGGAUCAAGCAAUGUGAGCAUUGGGAUCAGCAUCCCCUCCCCUGAGGUCCUUGUGGGGGAUGGAGACCCGGGUUCCACUCCUGUUGAGGGAGAUGGUUUCUACCUCCUUAAAAAGGAUUCUCAAAGACGUACCACCCUAGCCAAGGUCAUGGCUAAUGAUGAACUCAAAAUCGCAGAAGUCUGGCUUCAGAGCCUACAGACAGAAGUUAGGGAACCGCUCCUUGCCUUGGAACACUUGGUUGUCCUCAUGAGAGGCUUACGUGAAUUCAUCCUCAAGCAAGAGAAAAAUGCCUUGGCUCAGGGGAUAUCUUCUCUGAAGGUGGCCUUGGAUUUUGAUGGCAUGGCCAUCAAUCAGAUCCAGCUUGCACUAUAUCUCUUCCAUGAUGCUGUGAAUCGAGUGCUGAAAAAUCAUCACAUUAAGCCGCAUUGGAUGUUUGCCUUGGACAACUUGGUCCGCAGUGCUGUCCAAUCUGCAAUCAGCAUCCUCAGCCCUGACUUGGGUGCAAACCUUGCUGGGAGAGACAGAUCAGAUGUGAGAGAUCGGGAUGACACCACUGCUCCAUCAUUAUCUUCAUUUCCAUCUCAAUUACAAGUUCUUGAGGAUGGAAAUGGUGUGGUUGGAGGAGCCAGAGCAGGGGAAGGAUCCACAUCAGGUGUUUCCACCAUCAAUUCUCACAAGUCAAGUGCAGAUGAAGGAUCCAUGGAACAGCGGCUAGCAGAAGUGUCCCAGCAGAACUGCAGCCUGAUUGAAAAGCUCAUAUCUACAAAAGAAGCCUUGAGGAAUCUCUUGAAGAUGUCUGUUGAUGAGACUCAGCUUCAGAUGGCCCUCUUGCAGCGGUUAAGGGAGCAAGAGAAGGUGGUGGAAAUGGACAGGGCAGAGGACAAAGAAGAACAGGAAGAGGCAGGAGAAGACAGUCAACAGAUGGAGAGAAAGAAGGAAAAAGAGAAGCUGAGGGCUUGGUUAGAAGACCUUCAUUUGGAUGAUGCAUCCAUUCAAAAGGUUAUUGAUGAAGCAUACACAUUGGAGGACCUCCUGGUUCAUGUCUCUCGGGAUGACCUCCGUCACAUCUCACUCCGACUUGUGUCUGCAUCCUUCCACCCCUCUUACAUUCACCCAGAUGAAUUCCUCCAGAGCACUGAACCCAUGGCACACAAAGUAUUCGGGUAUAAUGCUUCAAUGGCAUGGGAAUUUCAGACCGAGACUCCCAUACGUGGAUCCUUUUUCUUGCAACUCCUCAUUGGGCUUCCAUACUUGAUCCUUCGGGGAGUUUUUGGAGAUGCAGAUGUGCCUGCUUCUGCCCUGCUGGCAUAUCCUCGGCUGGCGUUUGCUGGAUUCUCACUGCUUGCUGACUGGGGAUACUCACGCACUUGUCAUGAUGCUGGAAUUCACCCAAAUCUCCUUCCAUUCUCCACAUCCCUCACCCUGGUUGUCUUUGGGGUGAAAACGUUUUCAAAUAGCAUUGAAACAGUGCUGUUCUCCCUCCUUCUGUCAUGUGUGGUGCACGGAUGGUCAGUUCCACAGACACGUGCCCUGCAGGCUUUGCCUGUUGGACUGCUCCUUGUUCUGGGAACAUGGAAUCGUCCUACUUUUCUCAUAUUCGCUUCCAUCCCUAUCCUCUUCUUUUUGUUUCUUCCUGUCUCAUCUAUGUGGAUGAGACAGGGCUUCCUCAUGAUUUCUUCUGCAUUCAUUUCAUUCUUAACAGUGGUUUCUGCAGACUUCAUUUUUUAUGGCCAAUGGACUAUAACUCCUUGGAACUUCUUUUUGUACAACCAGGAUCCUAGAAACCUUGCACAGCAUGGACUCCAUCCAAAGGGCUUGACAGCCUUUCUGUUUGCUCCCUUGCUCUUUGGUCUGUUGUAUUACAAGGGGUUUGAGACCUGCAUUUAUGUGUUCCGGUGCAGGUUUCGAAUUCUCCAUGCAAAUCAGUUUCCCAGAUUUGCAUGGAGAAGAGAACAGGCGGAUGAAAUAGUUCACCUCGUGUCCCUCAUGAUGAGCUUCACGCUCAUAUUUUCUUUGUUUGUCUUCUCUCUUCUUCCUCAUCAAGAGAUGCGGUUCAUACUCCCUCUCCUCCUACCUCUUUUCUUCCUCCAAUGUGCAGCAGACCAAGAUCACCAGAUGGAGGAGGAAGGAAGAAGACGAAGAAGGAAAAUGGCUGUUGUUAUUCACAGGGUCUUUUCCCCAAUAGUGAUUUUUUUCUUCUGGGCCCUCCAUCAAGGAGGAUUAUUGGGAUGCACACUAAAACUGAGUGAGGUCCUUCAGGAAAAACCAGAACCAGGGUAUGUGAUGGCGGGAGACUCAUAUCCCGUCCCACAGACUCUUUUGCGCAUCACCAGUUCCAUUCCGGUCUUCGUGGAGGACCUUGGAACGAUCCCUGGGAGGAAACUAGUGAAUCAGAUGCAAGAAGCGCUCCAGACGUGGCACCGACUAUACCUCAUGAUCCCUGGCUCCUCCAUCUCCACAUCAGAAGAACUGAGAGGAUUUCUCGAUAGUGAAUGUAUCCUGCUAGAUAGGCAUCCCUGCCACCUGACCCUGGAAAGACCUCCUCAUCCCUCAUCCCUCCUGGACCUCUGGAAUCAGCUUCAUCUCUAUCUCUACGAGUGCAUGUCUCCUCCCUCGCUUCCAAUCACAAGACUAUGAGGAACCGUGUUGAAGUGGAGACUAAUGCAUGCGGCGUGAUUAAGAUCGUGAUCUCUGCUACGCUUACCGGUGAAACUUACCCUGCGUCCAUGCAGCUCAGGCAAUGAAUCCA
Molecule: messenger RNA, 5825 nt
Organism: Darwinula stevensoni
Lineage: Eukaryota; Metazoa; Arthropoda; Ostracoda; Podocopida; Darwinulidae
Source: the annotation of a GenBank genome assembly